Messenger RNA from Cyphellophora europaea CBS 101466, 1038 nucleotides. RefSeq lists its product as uncharacterized. Bases 1 to 1038 code for a protein of 345 amino acids. Gene Ontology annotation, biological process: anaphase-promoting complex-dependent catabolic process; protein K11-linked ubiquitination. NCBI's taxonomy places the organism in Eukaryota, Fungi, Ascomycota, Eurotiomycetes, Chaetothyriales, Cyphellophoraceae. The transcript has a single exon. The record is from RefSeq and is a predicted model, not a curated record. Gene Ontology annotation, cellular component: anaphase-promoting complex.
AUGCCUCGAGCACCGCGACGCGGCCCGCUGCCUACGGACGAGCAACCCACCACUACACCUACGCGUCCUGGACACAAUGCCAUCACGGCUACGAUCCCUCCGUUCAUGCUCGAUACACCACCUCACGCUCCUUUCUUGACGACGCAGCAACCCGCCCACAACCCCAAUGAAUCGAUCGUGCCCGAGCAAAACAACGCGUCGCGCAGACCGCGCAACCAAGCCACACCUGCACCCAAUGGCGACCUAGCCGAAGGAUCCCAAGCCUCUACCCAUGCCCUCAGUGCCCCUUCCGAAGUCGGUGAGCCUGCCGAACAGUCUUACCUCUCAUCCAUUCACCAAGAAGCCGAAGAUGCGAAAGAGCUUCUCGGCCUACGUGACAUCUCUAGCCUCGCCACCUGGACACUAUCUUCCGCCAAACCGGGUUGCGCGCUUCCUCAGCUUCGUUCUCCAGAUACAAACCAUUUCUGGCAGAGCGAUGGGCCGCAGCCGCACACACUGACGUUGCACUUCUUCAAGUUGGUCGGCAUUGUCAAGAUGCGCGUGUAUUUGGAUUUUGAGCUGGAUGAGAGCUACACGCCUACAAAGAUGAAGUUCUACGCGGGCAUGAGCGAGGGCGCGUUGGUUGAGUUCGGAGAAUGGGUGAUGACGGAGGAGACCGAUCCGGUGACGGGUGAGGUCAGGAGCAUGGUGGAAAGCGUCAAGGGUUGGAUUGAUGUGGAUCUGACCGGUGUUGGAGGCAGGGAGAAGCGCUACUAUGAUACUGCAGAGGACGAUGAGGCAAUGGGAGAGUGGGACGCAGCAAAGUCGGGAGAUGUAUUGAAGGCUAUGGUCGUGCAGGUGCGGAUCUGCGAAAAUCAUCAGAACGGCAAAGAUACGCACGUUAGGGGAUUUCAGGUGUUCGCAAGGGAUGAAACGGUUCUGCGAGAGCACAAAGUGCCGCUUCGGAGGAAAGGCAAGAAGCGUUUGGAUGCCAUGGAAGGGAGCGCAGCUGUGGGUAUUCAAUUGGCAGACUGGAUGGGCGAUCCAGAGAUUCGCUAA